Messenger RNA from Aphanomyces astaci, 974 nucleotides. Its product is annotated as CAMK protein kinase. The record is from RefSeq and is a predicted model, not a curated record. Gene Ontology annotation, molecular function: ATP binding; protein kinase activity. Bases 11 to 913 code for a protein of 300 amino acids. Gene Ontology annotation, biological process: protein phosphorylation. The transcript has a single exon. Lineage: Eukaryota; Oomycota; Saprolegniomycetes; Saprolegniales; Verrucalvaceae.
CUUUGCCAGGAUGCAUCAGCGAUACAGUGUCGUGCACGAAGUCGCGACGACGCCCACGGGCCAAGUGCUGCACUGCUUGGAUAGGCAAAGUGGCCAGCACGUUGUCCUCAAGCGCAUUCAAGUCCGUUUUCUGUCCACGGCGCCAUCGACGGACAUGUCGUUGGAGCGGCGCAUCCAUCGACGGUUGUGCGACGGUGGCGGUCACCGCCACAUCCUUGGCCUGCUGGACGACUUUGCAGCCGAUGGUUUUGACACGUUGGUGCUCGAGCACUGCGGUCGAGGCGAGCUGUUCAGCCUCGUGGAAAAUGCCCCAGAUCGCCGCCUGGCAGCGCCCCUGGUGCAGGCAUCGUUCGCUGGCAUCUGUGACGCGGUUCACUACAUGCACAAGCAAGGCAUCGCCCACGGCGACCUGUCGCUCGAGAAUGUGCUCGUGACGGACGCGGGUAUGUUGAAGUUGAGCGAUUUUGGCUCGGCUACUCCCUUCGAUGCGAUCCUUCGGAAUCAACAAAUGGCCGGCAAGCCGUUCUAUAUGGCCCCGGAAAUCCAUCGAUCCGGCGCGUUCGACCCGUCCAAGGCCGACGUGUGGAGCGUGGGCGUGAUGCUGUUCAUGUUGGUCACGGGCAACCCGCCCUUUGAAUCGUCCCAUGCGUCCGAUCCGUCGAUGCAGUUUGUCGCCACCAACGGAUGCCGCGCGCUCUGUGCGGCGUGGCACGUGGACGAUGUCAUCCCUGCCGACGCCAUGGACUUGCUCGAGAACUUGCUUGUGAUUGACCCUGCUGAGCGAUGGAGCAUGGUCCAGGUCAUGAGCCACGCGUACAUUCGGCACUCGCACGACCACGACCUGAUGGCUCUACACCCGGAGAUGCAACUGCUCACAAGUCCCCCCGGGUUGCUGCAACUGGCAGCCCAUUAGAAACUCAGAUCUACCGACUAACACUUUGUAAUAAUUUAACUCGUGGUAUUUAUGCCUUGGC